AUGAACCUUUGCACCGUGUGCCAACAGUUUUGUCCUGAACUCACUCCGGAAGAUGAAGCGCGCAUACGUCAGCGUGAAGACAUGGACGUAUGGAUAGUAGACCGUGGCAAAAAGAAGAUUAUGCACUCAUCUUGGGAGGAAUUUGCCGCUUCUUUGAGCCAAGACUGCCCAAUUUGCUGGAGCCUGUGGAGACUCCUACGAGCUUCGCCCCUUGCUACCCCAGAAGAAGAGAAGCACAAUGAUUUUCAAAGCUGGGUGACAGGAGCUUGGGCGGAUAGAUUCGGCUACUUCUUGGAAGUGAGGCUGCCGGGUAGAGAAACCUUGACAGAGUAUAUGUUCUGCAGGAUAUGCAAGACGACGGAGGAAAGGUUUCUAGAAACAGAAAGGCGUUAUCCAAUUCCGAAUAUCCACACACCUGAGUCAAUAGCCAAACUCAUCCGUAGAUGGAGCGACGGCUGUUUAAACGGGCAUUUCGAAUGCAAAGGGAGAGGCAUCACCAGUUCAACGAUACCCACUCGACUAUUAGACAUAGGCAACACGGACUCAGACCAGUGGAAUAUUGUUGAAACCAAGGGCAACGUCGAGGAGUAUAGAAGAUACGUGGCGUUGUCCCAUCGAUGGGCAGAAAACACACCGAAAUUGCUCAAGAAUGGCGAUGGCUAUCAACUUCAACGACUCUACCAGAAUAGCCAGCUGCCACGCGACUAUCAAGACAUCAUGUCAAUUUGCCGGGCGCUCUCUAUCCGCUAUCUUUGGAUAGAUUCUUUGUGCAUCUUCCAAGACUCAGACGACGACUUUCAUUCCGAAGCCGGAACGAUGGCACAUAUUUAUCAGAAUUCUUUCCUUACCUUGAGUAUCUGUUGGGACUGUUCAGCGGCUAGUCUCUUUCGCAGCAUCAGACCUCGCACUAUCCCCCGCCCUCGACCAGCCGAGCAUCGAGAAUCGAGAAACGGCGAUUCUACGCCUCAUUCUGGAGAUUAUGCAUUUGUCCAUAAUUUCCGGGGCUUUGACAUCGACGUUGCGGAAGCUCUGAUCAAUCGCCGCGGCUGGGUUUUACAAGAGAGGUUCCUUUCUCCGAGAAUAGCGUACCUGGGAAACGAGCAGAUUUACUGGGAGUGUCACAGCCAUAUUGCCAGUGAGGCUGCUCCUCAAGGCCUCUCUAGCCUUGGCAAGCGAAACGAAGGCGCCAGGGAUAUAGACGAGAGGAGACAUAUUUCAUGGUCAAGUUUGGUUGAAAUUUAUACAAAUUGCACCUUGACUAAGAAGGAGGAUAAGCUUAUUGCCAUCUCGGGGCUAGCGAGAGCUCUAUCUGAGAAUUCUGGCGAUACCUAUUUUUCAGGGAUUUGGAUAGAGUACUGGAUCCCGGACCUUCUCUGGAAACCACUCUCAGGUGCCAUCAAAACCUCGCAUCAGAAAUAUCAGUCAGGAGACAUUCUAGAAGCUCCUUCCUGGUCGUGGGUUGGCUUCCCAGGCCCAGUCACUAUGAUUUCAUCCCUCCGCAGCUCAGAUUAUCUAUCAUCAAAUCUUCCUUCAUUCAACAUGGGCGAUAACAUUCCCGUUGCCAUGUUGACCGAAUGGAUAUUGAAUCCAACAGGUGGGGACCCCUUUACCUCCUUUCGGGGGGCCAGUUUGAGACUCAACUGUUUCCUGAUACCCAUUAACUUUAACGACAACCACGAAUUGAACCAAACCUACCUUGAAAAAGAUAGGUGGGAUUUCUUUUGUUUUGAGGACGACGAGGAUCGCGUUGGGUGUCUCUCUGACCUACGACUACGUUUCCGUCCCUAUAACGAGAUCAGAACGUCACAGAACGCACUGUUUUCAGUUGCCUUUAGCAGGCCCUUUGACUCAGACCCACGAUUGCAGUGUUUCUCAGUUCCACUGCUAUUAGAGGGGUCUCGUGAUAUCUCUACUAAUUUUACGAACACGCGGGUUCAUGGCCUUGUGAUUCAGGAAACGUCUGAGGACAAGGAUCGACAGUUCAGCAGAAUUGGGAGUUUUUUCUCAGGCGGUACGGGUAGUUUUGGGCUCGGCGCCGUCAUUAUCAACACUAUUGCGAAAUCCGACUUAGGGGUGGGUAUGGAGUCCAAGACGGUGGAAGAAGAGGCUUUUGAGUCUAGACUUUCUCAGUAUGCGGCUGCUCAAACGUCUGCCCCGGAAUUUCUGACGGCCAACGGACGGGUCAAAUGGAGCUGGUCUUCAACACCAUGGUUUAGUCAGACGUUAUGGACAAAAGUCCACCUGGUCUAA
Molecule: messenger RNA, 2250 nt
Organism: Fusarium vanettenii 77-13-4
Lineage: Eukaryota; Fungi; Ascomycota; Sordariomycetes; Hypocreales; Nectriaceae
Exons: 2
Coding region: 1-2250 (749 amino acids)
Source: RefSeq, a predicted model, not a curated record